AUGCAGUCCACCCAGCUGAGGAAGAAAGUCGGCCAGCUUUUCGCGGUUGGCUUCCAAGGCCUCACCCCAAGCACCGAAAUCAAGACAUUGAUCCACGAGCACGGCCUUGGGGGGAUUGUUCUCUUUAAGCGGAACAUUCAGGAUGCCGCCCAAUUGCAGGCAUUGACACAAGCGCUUCAAGAGGAAGCAAAAUCAGCCGGACAUGAACAUCCUCUGUUUAUAGGAAUCGAUCAGGAAAAUGGGCUCGUCACCAGGAUUUCACCCCCAAUUGCCACGCAGCUCCCUGGCGCCAUGGCGCUGGGGGCCACAUACGACCCCAACAACGCGUAUCAAGCGGGCGAAGCUACUGGAGACAUCUUGUCGCUCUUGGGGAUUAACAUGAACUAUGCUCCCGUCUGUGACAUCAAUUCCGAGCCUCUGAAUCCCGUCAUUGGGGUCAGGAGCUUUGGGGACGAUCCGGGAUUUGUGGGACGGUUCGCAGCAGCCUUUGCCCAGGGCCUCCGGACGCGCAAGGUGGUCCCCACUGUGAAGCACUUUCCGGGACAUGGGGAUACUGCGGUGGAUUCCCACUAUGGACUUCCUGUGAUCCAAAAGACAAGGGCUCAGUUGGAACAGUGCGAGUUAAGGCCCUUCCGUCGAGCGGUCGCCGAAGGCAUCGAGGCCGUGAUGACGGCCCACAUUGCUUUGCCUUCCAUCGGGGAUUCCAAGCUCCCCGCAACCCUUUCAGUUGAUGCACUGAAUAUUCUACGCAAGGACAUGCAGUAUGAUGGUAUGGUGAUCACGGAUUGCCUGGAAAUGGACGGAAUCCGUACUACAUACGGCACGGAGCAAGGCGCCGUCCUUGCUCUGGAGGCCGGAAGUGAUAGUAUUAUGAUCUGUCAUACAUACGAUGUACAGGUGGCAUCAAUCAAUCAAAUCGUUCAGGCUGUGGAAUCCGGGAGAAUCCCAACCACACGCCUCGAGGAAGCGUACCGCCGAGUAACCAAGGUCAAACAAGAAUUCUUAAGCUGGGACACUGUGUUGCAAUCUCCGAGCCUUGACGGUCUAGCUUCCCUCAACGCCAAGGCUGCGUCUCUCACUGACCAAGUUUAUUUGCGGUCUGCUACUAUCGUGCGCGAAAAGCGGGGGGUUCUAUCCCUUCUUUCCCAGGAAUCCUCGACCGUCGUAUUUCUUUUCCCGGGCGAUAAAACCCCGGCUGGCGGUGCGGUGGAUGGUGAAGGAAUAGGACAAAACAGAUCUUAUGAUGCCACGGAGUAUCUGGAAACCCUGAAGGACCUCGGUCGAUGCCCGAAUGCCACGGAAAUCCGCUACGGGGAAGCAGGCUUAUCAUCGGAGCAAUGGACGCAAAUUGGGGCGGCCGAUGUCGUAGUCUUCACCUCCAUCAAUGCUCGUGAAUCCCCAUGGCAAAGGGCGCUGGGGCUCGAGCUGGCCCACCGUGCCCGGAACAUGAUCAGCAUUGCAGCUUGUAGCCCUUACGACUUUCUGGACGAUGCCAGUAUCGAAACAUAUGUCGCUAUGUACGAGCCAACGAUCGAAGCUUUUGCGGGGGCCGUCAAACGGAUGUCUGGUUGGGGAGCGCAAAGGGGUCAAUUGCCUGUUGGGCCAACGAAGUCUACCCCGAGUUGGAUCAAAGUGGAACCCCUUUACGCUGAGAUGGACUUUGACGCCCUUCUAACACUCUGGGAGAAGGCUUUGCCCACUUACCCACUGCUUGGCAGGAGUCGAAAGGGUCUAUUGACGGCAUUGACCACAUCAAACGCACAUCAUUUUGUCGUUGGGCAUGGGAGCAAGAUGAUCGGGUUUUGUCUGCUCUACAUAGCCGAGCAGCAAGAUGUCACCUGUGGUUAUUUGACGGCGCUGGCGGUUGACCCGGAGAAGCAGGGGCUGGGCGUAGGCAGCGCUUUGAUUGCAGAAUGUCGGUCGUGGCUCGCAAAGAAUUGCAAGAAGUUUCGCCUGGAGCUGGGGAGCUCGUUUCCUCGAUUCUGGCCGGGUAUCCCGACCGACCUGCCUUCGAGUGUUCAGGACUUUUUCAUCCAUCGAGGAUUCCGGCUCAAUCCCCCGGUGCCUCGAUCGGUCGACCUUUAUCAAGACAUCACCAAUUUCCAUGCCCCGGAGAAAUAUCUGGCGAGGGCACAAGAGGGCGGAUACACUUUCAGCCCUCUCAAGUCCGAGCAUUUCCUCAAGGGAUUGGUUGGACAGACCAGGAACUUUUCCCAUAACCUGGCUUGGGUCCAGAAAUAUAUGGACCUGGAUCCAACUAUAUAUCCGUCCUGCAUCAUGGUUGCUUGGGACUCCGAGGGCAACCAGGUUGGCUGGACGCUGAUGCUGGAUCCAUCCUGCGACAUUCUCCAGAACAACUGGAUAUUUCCGCCUACGUGCGGCCCCAAAACAGGCUUGAUCGGCUGCGUAGGUGUAGACAAAGAUCAUCGUAAAAAUGGGAUUGGUCUUGCCCUUGUCAGCCAUGCGAUCGAAAACCUGAAGCAGAGGGGAGUAGAGGGGAUUUUUGUAGACUGGGUAAGUCUGGAUGGCUGGUAUGAGAAGCUGGGGUUCCAGGUGUGGCGCAGUUACCGCACCGGCGAGUUGAUUCUGUAG
Messenger RNA from Aspergillus tanneri, 2592 nucleotides. Its product is annotated as putative beta-N-acetylglucosaminidase. The transcript is spliced from 4 exons. Gene Ontology annotation, molecular function: hydrolase activity, hydrolyzing O-glycosyl compounds; acyltransferase activity, transferring groups other than amino-acyl groups. NCBI's taxonomy places the organism in Eukaryota, Fungi, Ascomycota, Eurotiomycetes, Eurotiales, Aspergillaceae. Bases 1 to 2592 code for a protein of 863 amino acids. Gene Ontology annotation, biological process: carbohydrate metabolic process; peptidoglycan turnover. The record is from RefSeq and is a predicted model, not a curated record.